AUGCCCCCCCGCCUCCUCUUCAUCGCCUCAAUCGGCAACAAAGCCCCCCUCCGCCGAACCCGCCAUUCAGCAGGCCACCUCCUCCUAGACGCAGUAGCACCUCUCCUCCCAGCAUCCCUCCCAGACACAGACUUCCACCAAACAUGGUACAGCCCAACCUACAUGAACGUAACGGGGCCGAAGCUCGUGCGCGCCCUCGAGCAAUGGGCCACAUCCCAGAACGAAAUGCUUCAAGCGAAAGGACUCUCUCCACCAUCUACUCCCGGCGGCGCAAAUCCAACCACCUCCGCCUUCCCCGCAACGCUCGUCAUCCUCCACGACGAGCUCGAAUCCCCGCUCGGUAAAGUGCGCGUGAAACGCGGUGGGCCCGAGUCGGCCAGUUUGCGCGGUCAUCGCGGACUGAUUAGUAUUUGUGAGACGUUGCGCGGGAAGGGACUGUACCCGUCGCGCCGGGGAGCGAGGCUGGAUCUGUCGAUUCUGAGGAUUGGGGUGGGGAUUGGGAGGCCCGAUAGUCGGGACAAGGGCGCUGUGUCGGAUUAUGUGCUGGCGAAUGUGUCGCCGGCGGAGUUGGCGGCUUAUCAGCGGGCUGCGGAGCCUGUUGUGAAGGUCUUGGCUGAGGAGCUUUAUCGGGCUUGA
Molecule: messenger RNA, 636 nt
Organism: Penicillium nucicola
Lineage: Eukaryota; Fungi; Ascomycota; Eurotiomycetes; Eurotiales; Aspergillaceae
Product: aminoacyl-tRNA hydrolase
Exons: 1
Coding region: 1-636 (211 amino acids)
Molecular function (GO): peptidyl-tRNA hydrolase activity
Source: RefSeq, a predicted model, not a curated record